Molecule: messenger RNA, 2589 nt
Organism: Diorhabda sublineata
Lineage: Eukaryota; Metazoa; Arthropoda; Insecta; Coleoptera; Chrysomelidae
Product: oxysterol-binding protein-related protein 9-like
Exons: 14
Coding region: 92-2206 (704 amino acids)
Cellular component (GO): membrane; cytosol; intracellular membrane-bounded organelle
Molecular function (GO): sterol binding
Source: RefSeq, a predicted model, not a curated record
AAUUAAAUGUCAAAUUAGUGACUAAACAAUCACUAUGAUGUCAGUGUACUUUAUAUGAUUUUGUGUGUAGUUUUUCUUGAAUUUCGUGGAUAUGGAAGGGUCUCUUAGCAAAUGGACUAAUGUUAUGAAGGGAUGGCAAUACAGAUGGUUCGUGUUAGACGAUAAUUCUGGUCUGCUGUCCUAUUAUACGUCGAAAGAAAAAAUGAUGCGCGGUGUUCGGAGAGGAUGCGUUCGGUUGAAAGGAGCAGUGAUCGGUAUAGAUGAUGAAGAUGAUAGUACAUUUACAGUCACAGUAGAUCACAAAACCUUCCAUUUUCAGGCCAGAGAUGCCGAAGAAAGACAAAAAUGGGUGCAAGCGCUGGAAGAAACUAUUAUAAGGCACGGUAAUAGGAUGAGAUAUGAAACGCAUCAUCCCUCGCCGACUAUCAGAGAUUUCGAUAACAAAGUAUCUGAAGCCGAUGCAUAUCUACAACUCAUGAUUGACCAAACUAGGAAAUUAGAAGAUAGAAUAGCCAUCAUUACCGACUCUGAUGAAAAAGUUAAAUGCCAGGUUAUAUUAGAUCACGCAAAUAUUAUGUUGGAUAACAUCAAACAUUCUAUAGUGCUACUACAAAUAGCAAAGAAUACGGCACAUCCUGUUAAUGGAAUAUACCACCAGAGACCAAGUACUUCAAACUCCAAUGUUGCCGCAACAGGAAAUGAGACUAUAGCAGGUGAGGCUGUUGUUCAGUCAGGCAUCGAAUUAGGUUCUGAAUGUGUUGAAAACGCCAGGCGGCACAGUAGAACAAUCAAUAACGCAACGUCGUUAAUGGUACCUGAUAUGUCGUAUUCGAGUUCCGAAGGAGAAGACGACUUUUACGAUGCUAAUGAUUCGCCGUUUUCCUCUGGUAGCCAACUUCCUUCACCAUCUAGUAUAAGGUCAUUUGAUAAUGACACCCAAAUUCCAGUUCCUGUUAACAAAUCAUCUAUUGAUUCAAUCGCUAAUAACAUCAGACAAGAUAGUAUUAGAUCCAGAUCAACAAAUUUCGAGGAUCUAGAUUACGAUGCAUUGUAUGAAGAAAACGACGAAAAUAGCUUAGAAUUGGAAAGCCAUGGAUCCGUUAUUCGACAUCUCCUGUCACAAGUGAAGAUAGGAAUGGAUCUUACUAAAGUAGUUCUACCGACGUUUAUAUUAGAAAGACGAUCGUUACUGGAGAUGUACGCUGAUUAUUUUGCUCAUCCAGAUAUGUUUCUUAAUAUUCCGAACAUCAAAGAUCCCAGGGAUCGUAUGGUACAAGUAGUCCGGUGGUAUUUAUCAUCGUAUCAUGCUGGAAGAAAAAGUACCGUAGCAAAAAAACCUUAUAAUCCAAUUUUGGGAGAAGUAUUUCGAUGCCAUUGGGACGUCCCCAAUGUAGAUAACGGCUCGGAUGACAGUUUAGUUGACGACGGACCUAUACCGUGGUGCAAGAAAUCCCAACUCACAUUCGUUGCCGAACAAGUAUCCCACCAUCCACCUAUUUCUGCAUUUUAUGCCGAACAUUACAACAAACGCAUCAGCUUCAAUGCUCACGUUUACACGAAAUCCAAAUUUCUUGGUCUAUCGAUAUGCGUCUACAACAUUGGACAAGGUAUUGUUAACGUCAUAGACUACGACGAAGAAUAUAUCUUAACAUUCCCAAACGGAUAUGGUAGAUCGAUAUUAACUGUACCUUGGGUUGAACUGGGAGGUACCGUUACCAUAAGUUGUCCAAAAACCGGUUAUAAUUGUAAUAUCGAAUUUAUAACAAAACCAUUUUAUGGUAAUAAAAAAAAUAAGAUUACUGCUGAUAUUUACGGACCGGAUGAGAAGAAGCCAUUUUUGACGGUAUCCGGAGAAUGGAGUGGCGUCAUGGACUACAAGUGGACUGACAGAGAGACUGAAGAACAUGUAGACGUAAACCAAUUGAGUAUAAUAAAAAAAUUAGUACGACCAAUAAACAUGCAAGAAGAUAACGAAUCGCGUAAAUUGUGGAAAGAAGUAACUGCCGGUUUGAAAUUUAACGAGAUUGACAGAGCUACAGCUGCUAAGCAAUCGUUGGAACAAAAACAGAGAGACGAAGCGAGGGAAAGGAAAGAAAGCGGACAGGAAUGGCAAACUAGGUUAUUCUACAAAUCUGGAGAAGAAUCAUACACAUAUAUAAAGCCUUUAAAACAGAGGAUAUCAUCUGGCCAAUCAACGAACACUUGAAAAUACGACACAACUCGUAUUUGUUACGAAUAAUAUUGUGCUUUUUCUAAACUUUCCUGACAGAAAAACUACUUUCGCCUGAGUUAUUAUUGUUAGUGAACUGUGAUACAUAUUAUAUGCAUGAGAGAUGUAUUUUUUAAAUAAAUCGCUUGGGUUGAGCAGAGCGAUUAAAAAAUACACGAAACAGAGUUUUAUGAGGUUUUUAUACACUGAAUCGGUGAUUGAUUUCAUUAUAUUUUAGUUUAGUGGGAAAAUGGGAAAAUACAACGGUGUAUCAUAAAUUGUUAAUUCUAUCCUCCAGAACAUCGCAUUUUCAUCAAUUAAUCCUUAAUAUUUAAGAGUUUAUUGUUUUUCUCUAUUAAUAAACAUUUAUAAAGUAUUAA